Diaporthe citri is the source of this 1569-nucleotide messenger RNA. RefSeq lists its product as uncharacterized. Gene Ontology annotation, cellular component: membrane. The coding region runs from base 1 to 1569 and encodes 522 amino acids. Gene Ontology annotation, biological process: amino acid transmembrane transport. The transcript has 3 exons. NCBI's taxonomy places the organism in Eukaryota, Fungi, Ascomycota, Sordariomycetes, Diaporthales, Diaporthaceae. The record is from RefSeq and is a predicted model, not a curated record. Gene Ontology annotation, molecular function: amino acid transmembrane transporter activity.
AUGGCCAAAGCAGACACCAUAGUCGCCGCAGGGCGCGGCGAUGCCAGCCCAGACCCGGAGAAGCAGUCCAUUACCGAGGCCUCUACCCAUGAGCUGAAGCGGGAAAUGUCAGGUCGUCACCUGCAGUUUAUCGCCAUUGGAGGCGCAGUAGGCACGGGCUUGUUCAUCGGUAGCGGCGCUUCUCUGGCCACAGCGGGUCCUGUUGGCUGUCUGAUUUCGUAUAUUGCUGUCGGGACGAUUCUUUACUCGGUCAUGACCAGCCUCGGCGAGAUGGCGACAUAUAUCCCGACUGCUGGCUCAUUCACAUCGUACAGCGCUCGAUUUGUCGACCCGGCUCUGGGCUUUGCGAUGGGCUGGCUCUACUGGUUCAGUUGGGCUAUCACAUGGGCUCUCGAGUUGACCGCCGCCGGCUUGAUCAUCCAGUACUGGAACUCCAGUAUUAGUAUUGGCAUCUGGAUUGCCGUCUUCUGGGUUCUCUUCACGGCAAUCAACUUCGUUCCUGUCAAAUUGUACGGCGAGAUGGAGUAUUGGUUUGUCUCGAUCAAGGUCAUUACCAUUAUCGGAUUCCUCAUUUUCGCGAUCUGCAUCAACGCAGGCGCAAGCCCCCAGGGAUAUCUGGGCUUCACCUAUUGGAAGAACCCAGGCGCGUUCGCCUCGUACGACGAAAACAUGGUUCCGGCUACCGGCAAGUUCGUGUCAUUCUGGAGCGUUCUCGUCACGGCGGCUUUCUCGUACCAGGGUGCAGAGCUCGUUGGCGUUGGCGCGGGGGAGGCUCGCAACCCGCACAAGACGGUCCCGGUUGCUAUCCGGAACACCUUCUGGGGCAUCCUGUUCCUAUUCGUCUCCACGAUCUUCUUCCUCGGCAUCCUCGUUCCGUACGACAACCCUGAGCUUACGAACGGCAGCACCAGCGCCGCCGGCUCCCCGCUCGUCAUCGCCGCGAACCUCGCCUCAGUUCCUGUCCUGCCGGACAUCAUCAACGCCGUCCUUCUCACCGCCGUGCUCUCGGCGGCGAACUCGGUCGUCUACUCCGGCAGCCGUAUCCUCGUGGGUCUUGCAAACGAGGGCCACGCGCCUCGAUUUCUGACCAAGACCAACAGCCACGGCGUUCCUUACAACGCCGUAGCCUCCACGUCGGCGUUCGGCCUCCUCGCCUUCCUGAACCUCUCCCCCUCCGGCACUGACGCCUUCAACUGGUUCCUCAACAUCACCGCCGUGGCAGGCCUGAUCACCUGGGCCAGCAUCAACCUGUCCCACAUCCAGUUCCAGCGCGCCAUGAAGGCUCAGAACAUCCCACGGCAUUUGCUGCCGUACCUGGCUCCGCUGCAGCCUUACCUGGCGUGGUACGGCCUGUUCUUCAACACUCUGAUUGUGAUCACACAGGGCUUCACCGCGUUCAUGCCCUGGAACACGGUGGACUUUUUUACGGCAUACAUCAGUGUCAUUCUAUUUGUAGUACUUUAUGUUGGGUACAAGGCCGCAUAUCGGCCGGCGCUUGUAAAAGUAAGCGAGGCUGACUUGCACAAAGGUCGGUUACAGACCGCGGAAGGGGUGGUUAUUGAGCAAUGA